Haliaeetus leucocephalus (bald eagle) is the source of this 945-nucleotide messenger RNA. RefSeq names its product WW domain binding protein 1 (gene WBP1). The coding region runs from base 1 to 945 and encodes 314 amino acids. The record is from RefSeq and is a predicted model, not a curated record. The transcript is spliced from 3 exons. Gene Ontology annotation, molecular function: WW domain binding. Lineage: Eukaryota; Metazoa; Chordata; Aves; Accipitriformes; Accipitridae.
AUGGGACAGUCCGACUUCCCCACCCCUGCACGGGCUGCGUUAUGGUGCAGCUCGCCGAUCCCGGGGGCGGGGCAGCGGGAAGACCGCUGCCGCAGCGCUCAUUGGCUGGGGCCGUGCCCGGCAGAGUGCGGCGGUGCUGGUUGGUCGGCCGCUCCGCCAAUCACGCGCCAGGGUCGUGGCUGCGCCCCUUUGUCGGGCGUGGCGGCGCGGGGCGGGGCCGCCGUUGGCCUGCGCGCCCGGAUGCUGGCUUCCUUCAAGCUGCCUGCCUAUGAGGAGGUGGCCCACCGGCCCAGCACACCGCCGCCGCCAUACAGCGCCAUCCUGGCCCAGCUGAGCGGGCCCCGCGGCCGCCUGGGCUCCAGCAGCCUCACCCUCUCGCCCAGCUCAGAGAACUACACCAGCUGCUCCUGCGAGUCGAGCUGCGCCACGUCCCCCAGCAGCACCUCGCUCUCGGUGCAGGUGACAGACGAGACGGAACGUAGCCGGGCCAGCACGCCCAGCGAGGAGGGUGGCACCAGCAGCACCGGUACUGGCGCCAGCUGGGAUCUGCCCCCCGAGGAGGCACCAGCCCGCGGGGCCCCGCACAAGCACGCCCUCUUCUCCUCCACCGUGGACUUCUUCGAGGCUGACUGCCACCCCUGCUCCGACAUCGAGGAGGGCGAGGAAGAGGAGGGUGGCGCAGCCCAGGAGGAAGGCGGCAGCGGCGGCGAGCAUUUCCGGCACCGGCGCCUGACGGGGGACUCAGGCAUCGAGGUGGGGCGCUGCCAAGAGGAGGAGGAGGGCGAGGGCGAGGGCACCCACCUCCUGGGCAAGGGGGCUGCAGCUGCCGGGGGCCCUGUGCCCACCCCAUCCCGUCCCGGUGCUGCGGUGCCAUGGGCCCUGGGGCCAGUGCCACUGCCGGGGGGAGGGGGCCCAUCUCCGCCGGGGGCCAGGCGGUUCACGUAG